GGAAAUUAUCGCUUUAUGAAACUCUUACUUACUCGCAGAGCAAACUGGAUGCAGAAGGACCUAGAAGAGAUGACGCCUUUGCACCUGAGCACCCGGCACAGGAGCCCCAAGUGUCUAGCUCUACUGCUGAAGUUUAUGGCCCCUGGGGAAGUAGAUACACAGGACAAAAACAAGCAAACAGCUCUGCACUGGAGUGCCUACUACAACAACCCCGAGCACGCAAAGCUGCUCAUCAAGCACGACUCCAACAUCGGCAUUCCUGACGUGGAAGGCAAGAUCCCACUCCACUGGGCAGCCAACCAUAAAGACCCGAGUGCCGUGCACACAGUGAGAUGCAUCCUG
Grammomys surdaster is the source of this 342-nucleotide messenger RNA. RefSeq names its product inversin-like. The annotation marks the transcript as partial. Gene Ontology annotation, molecular function: protein binding. The record is from RefSeq and is a predicted model, not a curated record. The transcript has 2 exons. Lineage: Eukaryota; Metazoa; Chordata; Mammalia; Rodentia; Muridae.